AUAUUUUUUUGCGCCAUGAACUGUCGCACUGCCAUUUUGAUUUGAUUUAUUAUACUAACAAAAUUAACGACAAUCAUUAUUUCCUAGCGUAACUUGUUUAUUCAGGAAAAUGUCUAGGUUUUUAAUUUACAGUGCGUUGUUAUGUGUUUUUGUGGGAUAUGCUUCAUCAAGUGUGUUAGCAAUGGAAAAAAAUGCAAUGCCAAUUGAGAAUGCUGCACCUAUCAGUGCAAAAGUAUAUAACGAUUCAUGGGCGUCCAUAGACUCCAGACCUUUACCUAUUUGGUAUGAUGAAGCAAAACUUGGGAUAUUUCUUCACUGGGGUGUCUUUUCUGUUCCUAGUUUUGGUGCAUCUCCCGCAUGGGGGUGGUAUUACUGGAAAGUUAGUGGCUGGCAGUCGUGGAAAGAUUAUAUGGCAAACAACUUCAAGCCCAAGUUCUCAUAUGCUGACUUUGCAAAGGAUUUUUCUACCGAGUUUUAUGAGCCAGAUGAUUGGGCAGACCUUUUUGCAGCAUCUGGGGCAAGAUACAUGGCCCUUACAUCAAAACACCAUGAAGGAUAUUGUACAUACCCCACUAAUGUGUCUUGGAACUGGAACUCGAGAGAUGUUGGACCUCAUAGGGACUUGGUUGGAGAACUCGCACAUUCUAUUAGAUCAAGGACAUCAAUGCAUUUCGGUCUCUACCAUUCUCUAUACGAAUGGUUUAACCCAUUGUAUAUUCAAGAUAAAGCAAAUAAGUUCCAAACCAAUGCCUUUGUGAAGGAGAAGACUUUGCCAGAGUUGUAUGAGAUAGUUAAUGCUUAUAAACCUGACCUUAUAUGGUCUGAUGGCCAGUGGGAAGCACCGAGCUGGUAUUGGAACAGUACCGUGUUUUUGUCGUGGCUGUAUAAUGAAAGUCCUGUGAAGGACACUGUGGUAACCAAUGACAGAUGGGGCUCUGAUACUUUGUGCAAGCAUGGUGGCUAUUUAACAUGUAACGACCGUUUUAACCCAAAAACUCACGUGCCGGAUAAAAAAUGGGAAAAUGCCAUGACUUUGAACAAAGGGUCUUGGAGCUGGAGAAGGGACACUGAUAUUUCUCAGUUUUUAACGUUGAAAGAAUUACUUUCAACGUUCAUUGAAACGAUAAGUUGUGGAGGAAAUAUGUUGAUGAACGUUGGGCCAACUAAGGAAGGGACUAUCUCACCUAUAUUUGGUGAGCGCUUGCAAGAUUUUGGUGCUUGGAUGAGUGUUAAUGGUGAAGCUGUUUAUGGAUCUAAGCCAUGGAGAAUGGUACAAGAUACCAUGGAUAGUAAUGUUAGAUACACAACUCAAGUUAGCACAGGUUCUCUGCUACGUGCUCAAGCUCAUGUGAGAGAGUUGAAAGAGAAAGUGAGAGAAAGAAAGAGAAAAACUGAGGAGAAGUUAAGAGCAGAGAAGAAGCAGUUGGAGAAGGAGUUUGCGAAUGUGGUUUUGGAUGAAAAUCGUCAAAAACGAAGCGUUUUGUUUGACCAGGAGCAAAUAAUAAGAGAAUUCAAAACCAGACGCGGUGAAUCAGUUGAAACAGUUGUCGUACAAGAUGACAUCACUACUGAUGAUGUCAUAGCCGAUAAUGGUUUGAUCAUAUAUGCGUUUGUUAUGGAAUGGCCACAGAAUGGGAUUCUAUUACUUGAUGGGCCAAGGAAUGCAACUUCUGCUUCUACAAUAAGAAUGUUGGGUUUGGAAAAUGUAGAUAUUCAAUACACAAGUCUCCAACCAACAGGUAUUGCUAUUGAAAUGCCAAUCGUUCCAAUCUCAAAACUCCCGCAUCAUCUGAUUUGGGUCCUCAAAUUGGUCGGUUUUCAGUAAAGCAUGAGUCAGCAUUAUUUAGUCCAUUGUGUGUAAUGAAUAUUGAUUGUGACAAUGCGAUUUUUGAACUUGUGUGAUAUUAUAUCAAAAACAAUAUUAUAACUUGAAUAAUUUAAAAAAAAUUUUGAUUAUUUAAAAAAUGUUUAAAUAUAUAUAUGUUUAAAAUACAGGGCGCUCAAAAAGUCACUGUGCAUUUUAUUAACAGACAUGUUUCAGUAUAGAAUCCAGGAGAUAAAUAUGAAUUACAAUUAUAAAUGAAUGAACCCUUUUUGUUUUGUUUCUAAACACCUCAAUCAGAAAUAUAAAAAGGGAAUAUUACAAUAGUGCAUAGAGACUUUUUGAACGCGCUGUAUAACUAAAAAAAAUUUUUUCGUUGAUUUUUCAGAAACAUAUGAUAUAACUAUAUUCAUAAUAUACCAGUGCUUUUUAAGCCUUUCAAUAAAAAACGGCAAAAUUUUAGACCAAAUUUCCAAAACUAGAUUUCACAAAACCUAUUCGUUUUUAUAAGCUUUAAAUAAAACGAUUUAACUUUAAAAAAAAAGAUAAAACAGCUGUGUGAACUACUGUAGUAUUUAGUUACAUACAAUAUUUACCUUUUUAAGUUACACUAUGGAAUAAGAAACACUAUUAAAGGCGCCAAACCUGGGGUGGCAGGGUAGGCGGGCCAACCCUUGAAUUUUCUACACUACAUUAAUCAGUAAACAUUACAACCAAUAAGUUGGAUAAGUUUAAAAUGCUUGUUUAACUAUCCCUGCCUCCCCUGUAUUUUAAAAAGUUUGGCGCCUAUAAUGGUAUAAUCAGUCUGCAUUAUUAUAAAUUUGUUUUUCAUAUAUCUGUAAAUUCGUUUGUGAUUUAAGCAAAAUGCUGUAAGACUAUUAAACAUAAAUACCCAUAGUUUUAGAAUAAAAGCAAUACUAAUCAAAUGUAUAUGGAGAUUAAAUUCAUGGCACUUAAAAACGUGCGCUAUGCAGUUCAUUUAAAUUCUUGUGUUGGUUGCAAAUGUAAAAUAAAUUGCUAUUAGACAUGUAUG
Molecule: messenger RNA, 2855 nt
Organism: Ciona intestinalis (vase tunicate)
Lineage: Eukaryota; Metazoa; Chordata; Ascidiacea; Phlebobranchia; Cionidae
Source: RefSeq, a predicted model, not a curated record